CCGAAACGUACCAGCCGGCUAGAGUAUGCUAGCUAUAAACUACGGAUGACACAUCUCGUUUCUGGUUUCAGGUUUUGAUGCAAAGCGUAUCUUUGGAGACACCUCAAUCAAGUUCUUGGAGACAUUCUGUUAGAGCACAGACUACCCAUCGGCUAGAAACGGAGCUAAAGCCAAAUUCUUGGCCCACUUUAGUCUUAGCCACAGAUUUAUCCCGGUGGGUAGUUUGUGCUCUUAUCAAUCUCUUUCCCACCGUUCUCACCGUCGGCCCAAAAUACUGACCAUGGUGGAAAACCCUCCUUCGGUUGCGUCCCUCGCUGUGCACCCGGCACUCCUUCACAUCAUCCAGAACGUCCUGCAACUGCAAGGACCCAACUAUGAAAACCUUGACGACCUCUACGAUGUGUUCGUGGCGCUCCAUGAAAACGCCAUCUUCACGCCAAUGGACCUGGCCCAACUCAGCAAGAAAGACUUACAGAAGCUUGGAUUGAAAAUAGGACACAAGAACAAAAUCCAAACAUUUGCGAGUUGGAUUCGUAGUAUGCCGAGGAAUGCCAAGCCAGGCACAGUUAAGCCGACCAUUGUCAAGCCCUCGACUCUUGAGGACUACAUGAAGCUGUCGAAUGAUGACUUUGAAAGCUAUAGGUACCUUUGUGACUCGAAAUCUGAAUCAACUCGUUCCUCGAGCGCCGAGUCUCGAUCGCGUUGCACCCAAAAGAAAGACCCCGCAAGAGCUCCCAAUGGUCACGAAGACGAUGAGCCACAGGCUGAAGAGCCCAUUAUAGGAAGAAACAUUCAUUUUACUGAGAUUCCCAUGCCCAAGGAUGAAGCAUCGAAAGACACUGAUGUAGGCAAAACAGAUGUCACUCUCGAGGCCGGGGCGGACCAACAAUGGCCUUGCAAGAUGCUCAGCAGUGUUGCCAACGAUCCUCCCUUGUCUCAUGGUGAAGUUGCUAUUGAUAAAGUUGGUACAGCUGAAAAUAUUGCGCUUGCAGCAGCUGCUGAUGGUGCCCUUGUUCUUGUCCCGAGAAUAAGGGGGCAGACGCUUCCAAAUGCUCAAAACCUGUUUGAGGACGAUUUGACCCUAAACCAAGAGGGAAGCGUCAAGGCGCCUGACAUUGAAGUUGGUCAUCCAACUCCUGAAGUGCAGGGUGCUGAUGUUCCUGAAGUCAAAGAUGCUGGAGGGAAAUCAUUGACUGACGAUGUGAACAAGGUUGAAGACGUCCCUGCGGCUGAACACGGCGACAAAGUUGGGCAAGGUCCUGGUCCCGUCUUGAACAUGCACAAGGCCGUGGCCAAAACCCAUUCGACGGCUCCAGCCAAAGCCAAUCCAAAGGCUCCAGCCAAAAGUAAAAGCCAUUACACCGCUCAACCCGUGGCUAAAACCGAUUCUUCCACGGCUUCAGCCAAAGCCAAUCCAAUGCCUCCAGCCAAAAGUAAAAGCUAUUACACCGCACAACCCGUGGCCAAAACCGAUUCCACGGCUUCAGCCAAAGCCAAUCCAAAGGCUCCAGCCGUGGCAAAACCCAUGAUGACCGGUACAGCGUACGCCAUAAGAGUGCUGGAAUAG
Seminavis robusta is the source of this 1567-nucleotide messenger RNA. The record is from the annotation of a GenBank genome assembly. NCBI's taxonomy places the organism in Eukaryota, Bacillariophyta, Bacillariophyceae, Naviculales, Naviculaceae.